UUUCACUGGCAGUCUUUUGUUGUGUUCGGUGACAACAAUACGAUAAUGCAGUCCACGUUGAGAUUGUCUCGAUGUACGAGACUUGUGUCGAUGCAGAAGAGCUCGAAGAAGUUCUCAAGAAGUUUGGUGAUGAGUCAUCAGAGGUGUAUGAAGUAUGAAGAGUUAUUGCCGGAGAGGGAGGAGUUUCAAUCUAGGCACAUUGGCCCCAGGGAUUGUGAUCAGAAGGAAAUGUUGAGAACUAUUGGAUUUGAGUCACUCGAGGACCUGACGAAAACUGCAGUUCCUGCGAGGAUCAGGCGAGACAAGGACUUGGACAUCGAAAAUCCCAUGACUGAGUACGCUUUGAUGAAGAAAAUUACUCAGAUGUCCCAGAAAAAUGAAGUCUGGAGAACGUACAUUGGUAUGGGGUAUUACAACUGCUGUGUCCCACACACUAUAAUGAGGAAUAUAUUCGAAAAUCCUGGAUGGACAACCCAGUACACCCCAUACCAGCCAGAAAUCGCCCAGGGUCGCCUUGAGAGUCUCCUUAAUUACCAAACCAUGAUCUGUGACAUGACUGGCAUGGAAGUUGCUAAUGCCUCGCUGCUGGACGAGGGUACAGCCGCAGCGGAGGCUCUAGCUCUAGCUCAUCGUCACAACAAGCGCAAGAAGCUCUUCGUAUCUGAUAAAGUCCAUCCCCAAACGAUAAGUGUAAUUGCAACCAGAAUUGGCUCGCUGGGAUUGGGCCUCGAAGUUGGUGAUGUUUUUAACGUGGACACGAGUUCUAAGGAAGUGGCUGGGAUACUGCUGCAGUAUCCGGACACCACUGGAGCUAUUCACAAUUAUGAGGAGGUCGUGAAGAAAGCACAUGCUGAUGGGACAUUAGUGUGCGCAGCAGCGGACCUACUCUCCCUAGCCAUUCUCCAGCCCCCUGGUGAAUUCGGAGUGGACAUUUGCAUCGGAACGAGCCAGCGAUUUGGUGUGCCUCUCGGUUACGGUGGACCCCACGCAGGUUUCUUCGCGUGUCGCAAGAAGUUCGUCAGAUUGAUGCCAGGCAGAAUGAUCGGUGUCACCAGAGACGCAGAUGGAAAGGAAGCGUACAGACUGGCCCUCCAAACGCGAGAGCAACACAUCAGAAGGGACAAGGCCACCAGCAACAUCUGCACAGCCCAAGCAUUACUGGCGAACAUGUCGGCGAUGUACGCUGUGUACCACGGACCUCAGGGCAUCAGAGACAGCUCCACGAGAGUUCAUCACUUGACGGGAGUUCUAGCGAAGGGUCUCGAGCUCUCUGGGAAUAAAAUAAAUAACGAAUACUUCUUCGACACGAUUACAGUGACUCCGAAGGAACCUCUGGAGGUGAUCAAAAAGAAUUGCGAAGAUAUGAAGAUCAAUCUGAGGUACAAUGACGAUGGCACCGUGGGCAUCUCCCUGGAUGAAACUAGCUUACCGGAGGACAUCAAUGAUCUGUUCAGAGUGUUUAACAGCAAUCAAACAGUUCGGGGGAUCGUCGAUACCCAGACGCUAGAUAAAGAUUUACUGAAGUCCUCAUUUCAACGUAAGACUGCGUAUUUACAGCAUCCAGUAUUCAAUAUGCAUCAUUCGGAGACUAGAAUCGUGCGGUAUAUGAAAGCUCUGGAGAAUAAGGAUGUGUCCUUGGUGCACAGCAUGAUACCAUUGGGUUCCUGCACAAUGAAGCUGAACUCCACCACCGAGAUGAUGCCCUGCAGCCUGCAAGGCUUCACCGACAUGCACCCUUUUGCCCCAGUGGAGCAAGCACUUGGCUACAAGGACCUGUUCACGCAACUUGAGCAAGACCUCUGCGCCAUAACCGGUUACGACGGCAUAAGCUUCCAGCCGAACAGUGGAGCCCAAGGGGAAUACGCAGGGCUCCGUGCAAUCCAGUGUUACCACGAGUCCCGCAACGACAGCAACAGAAAGGUCUGCCUGAUUCCCAUAUCAGCCCACGGAACGAAUCCUGCUUCAGCCCAGAUGGCAGGCAUGCAAGUGGAGCCUAUUUUCGUCCGGAAAGAUGGGUCUGUGGACACUGCGCACCUCAAGGAGAUGAUUGACAGGUAUCGAAAGGACCUGUCGUGCCUCAUGAUAACGUAUCCGUCGACUAAUGGUGUCUUCGAGGAGACCAUUGGCGAUGUCUGUGAGAUGGUGCAUGAGGCUGGGGGCCAGGUCUACCUGGAUGGAGCUAAUAUGAACGCUCAGGUGGGCCUCUGCAGGCCUGGGGAUUACGGCAGCGACGUUUCCCAUCUGAAUCUCCACAAGACGUUCUGCAUUCCCCACGGGGGAGGGGGUCCUGGAAUGGGCCCGAUCGGAGUGAAGCGACACCUCAUGCCUUUCCUUCCCGGACAUCCUGUCAUUGAUUCAACCAAGGGGGGACACCUGCCUGCUGAUCUUGGGACAGUAUCGGCAGCCCCUUUCGGCUCGUCUGCCAUCCUCCCCAUCUCUUGGGCGUACAUCAAGAUGAUGGGGGCCAAGGGACUCCGCAAAGCCACACAAGUUGCCAUUCUCAAUGCCAAUUACAUGAGCAAACGACUGGAGAAACAUUACAAAACGCUUUAUAAGGGGGAGACUGGACUGGUUGCUCAUGAAUUCAUUCUUGAUAUCAGGGACUUCAAGAAGACUGCUAAUAUCGAAGCUGUUGAUGUGGCGAAACGGCUGAUGGAUUACGGGUUUCAUGCACCCACUAUGAGCUGGCCGGUGGCUGGGACACUCAUGGUGGAGCCCACUGAGUCGGAGGAUAAAAUCGAAUUGGACAGAUUUUGUGACGCGCUGAUAUCUAUCAGGCGCGAAAUCCGAGAUAUUGAGAGUGGGAAGAUGGAUGUGAACGUGAAUCCGUUGAAAAUGGCACCACACACGCAAGAACAAGUUAUCAAUUCUAAUUGGAACAGGCCUUAUUCUCGAGAAGUAGCUGCAUUCCCUCAGACAUCCACGAAGGUACCGAAAAUCUGGCCAAGUGUCGGCAGAAUUGACGAUAUCUAUGGCGACAAAAAUCUGUUCUGCACGUGUCCACCGAUCCUCCCACAGCAGCAAUGAGACAUUCUCAUUCAUCAUAAAUGUAUUUUAUAUUUAUUUUUAUAAAUCAUCAUAUAUAUCGUCAUUAAAUAUAUAAUUUACCAUU
Messenger RNA from Diachasma alloeum, 3112 nucleotides. Its product is annotated as glycine dehydrogenase (decarboxylating), mitochondrial. The transcript is spliced from 8 exons. Gene Ontology annotation, molecular function: glycine dehydrogenase (decarboxylating) activity; glycine binding; pyridoxal phosphate binding. Lineage: Eukaryota; Metazoa; Arthropoda; Insecta; Hymenoptera; Braconidae. Gene Ontology annotation, biological process: glycine decarboxylation via glycine cleavage system. The record is from RefSeq and is a predicted model, not a curated record. Gene Ontology annotation, cellular component: mitochondrion; glycine cleavage complex. Bases 46 to 3027 code for a protein of 993 amino acids.